UUUGUUAAUUUUCUGAAGUUUUCGACGUGUUUUUACAUUUAUCGCUGGAAACAUGUCGAUGCCACAUAGCAGUUCGAGCACGACGAGCUCGAGCACUAAACGUAAAGAAAUAUACAAAUAUCAAGCACCAUGGCCUCUGUAUUCAAUGAACUGGUCGGUGCGCCCUGACAAGAGAUUCCGGCUCGCACUUGGCAGCUUUGUUGAAGAAUACAAUAAUAAGGUACAAAUAAUAUCUCUAGAUGAAGAGACCAGUGAGUUUAGUGCUAAGAGCACAUUCGACCAUCCCUAUCCCACCACGAAAAUCAUGUGGAUCCCAGAUAGUAAAGGGGUUUAUCCUGAUCUGCUGGCCACUAGCGGGGACUACCUCCGCAUAUGGCGUGCUGGCGAACCUUACACUCUGUUUGAGUGUGUACUCAAUAACAAUAAAAAUUCAGACUUUUGUGCCCCAUUGACAUCCUUUGAUUGGAAUGAAGUGGACCCCAACUUGAUCGGUACGAGCAGUAUUGACACAACUUGCACGAUAUGGGGUCUGGAGACUGGACAGGUUCUCGGAAGGGUGAACGAGGUGUCUGGACAUGUUAAGACACAGCUUAUUGCUCAUGAUAAGGAGGUGUACGACAUCGCCUUCAGCAGGGCGGGCGGCGGGCGCGACAUGUUCGCGUCGGUGGGCGCGGACGGCUCCGUGCGCAUGUUCGACCUGCGCCACCUCGAGCACUCCACCAUCAUCUACGAGGACCCGGGGCACACGCCGCUGCUGCGGCUGGCGUGGAACAAGCAGGACCCCAACUACCUGGCCACCAUCGCCAUGGACGCGUGCGAGGUCAUCAUCCUGGACGUGCGCGUGCCCUGCACGCCGGUGGCGCGCCUCAACAACCACCGCGCCUGCGUCAACGGCAUCGCCUGGGCGCCGCACAGUUCGUGCCACAUCUGCACGGCGGGCGACGACCACCAGGCGCUGAUAUGGGACAUCCAGCAGAUGCCUCGCGCGAUCGAGGACCCGAUCUUAGCGUACACGGCGGCAGAAGGCGAGGUCAACCAAAUCCAAUGGGGAGCCACGCAGCCCGACUGGAUCGCCAUUUGCUACAACCGUCACACGGAAAUACUGCGCGUCUAAGACUAAGAAGACUAAAAAGCCAGCUGACCUGCAAGUAUGGUUGCCGGGUCGUCAAAUCUAGUAGCAGACAGAAUAGUUUGGGACAUUUGGUUGAAAAGACCGAACCCCCAAAAUUAUUAAAUAUUUGUGACUAUGUCGUUUACGACAAAAAAUUUUACUUCCUGCGAAUUGCGUUGCGAGAGUGCAGACUGGUCAAAAAUUAAAAACUGGACACAAAAAGCCUAUGUCCGGCUUUAUCCGGACGCCUGGUAAACCUACCUGCAAGUGUCAAAGGUGGGGCCCAAACUGCACUGGAGAAGAAUGUCAGGAUGCUAAGUCAUACUUAGGUAAAAGGCAAUAACCAUUGUCCAAACUCUAGCUUUUAUUAUGUUUUGACACCAUCACGUUACUUUUGUGAUGACAGAAAAAUAUAUCAUUAAACCUGUAUCAAACACUUCCAUCCAAAACUAAACUCAAUUUUAUCAGAUUUUUAUACUUUGCUGCCUUUUACCUUUUUUUAUACAAGUAACAUGACACCUAAGCAUGUCAGUACUAGCUAAUCCAUAAUUCUAGAUACCCCUUGUAAAUACGGCUGUUGAUCUUGUCCAAUAAUAUCCUGAUUCUGUUCGAAGCCUCGUCCCUUUCUUCCAACUUGCCACUUUUUACAAAAAUCGCUUGUUAAACUUGUCUCAAACUUUGUUCCCUGAUGCAUUUUUGACUAAUUUUAACAUUUAUAGUUUCUCAUUUUUAGUUUAUCAAUAUUUUGUUUUUCGACUUAUUUGAAAAUAGAAACUGAGUGUUUGAGAUUGUUUAAAAUAUUUGGAGCCGAUAUUUUUAGAAUUCAAGUAUAUUAAAAAAA
Molecule: messenger RNA, 1952 nt
Organism: Melitaea cinxia (Glanville fritillary)
Lineage: Eukaryota; Metazoa; Arthropoda; Insecta; Lepidoptera; Nymphalidae
Gene: wap
Product: DDB1- and CUL4-associated factor 7
Exons: 7
Coding region: 53-1114 (353 amino acids)
Cellular component (GO): nucleus
Molecular function (GO): protein binding
Source: RefSeq, a predicted model, not a curated record